Molecule: messenger RNA, 1785 nt
Organism: Trifolium pratense (red clover)
Lineage: Eukaryota; Viridiplantae; Streptophyta; Magnoliopsida; Fabales; Fabaceae
Product: protein FAR1-RELATED SEQUENCE 5-like
Exons: 2
Coding region: 1-1785 (594 amino acids)
Molecular function (GO): zinc ion binding
Source: RefSeq, a predicted model, not a curated record
AUGACUGCUGAUGAAAUUCGUGGUAUGGAUUUUGGUAGUGUUGACGAAGCUUAUGAAUUUUAUUAUCAAUACGGUAAAUGUAAAGGUUUUUCCGUUAGGAAAAGUGAUGAUAAGAAAAAAAUAGGGCCUGAUGGUAGUAAAAUAAUAACAAACAAGCUUUUUGUAUGCAGUAGACAAGGUUUACGAGAUAAGAGACACAUAUCUAGGUUAGAUAGGAAAAGAGAGCACCGACGUUUGACACGUACGAAAUGCACGGCUAGGUUUCGUGUGACAUACAAAGCCGAUAAGGGUAGAUUUGUAGUGUCUGUGUUUGAAGAGACUCAUAACCAUGAAUUAACAUCAGCUAGGUUUGUGCACUUACACCCGGUUUAUCGUAAGAUUAGCGAAGCAGAUAGAGCUCAGGUUGAUGGUAUGCAGUCACGUGGAAUUAGAACUUGUCAUAUUAUGGGGUACAUGGUUGCUCAGAAGGGUGGAUAUGGUGGUGUUGGGUUUACGAAGAAAGAUCUUUAUAAUUAUUUUGAUAAAAAAAUGCGUGAUAUUGUUAAAGAUGGUGAUGUUGCCGCAUCGCUACAUUAUCUUAAUGCAAAGUCAGCUACUGAUCCCAUGCUCUAUGCUGAAUAUGCUGCUGACACUAGCAAUGGACGGAUGAAGUCUCUUUUUUGGGCUGAUGGGACCAGUAGAUCUGACUACUUCUGUUUUGGAGAUGUGGUUGCAUUUGACACAACAUACAAGAGGAACAAAUACAACCUCCCGCUGGUUAUAUUUUCAGGUUGUAACCACCAUUCCCAAACAAUAAUUUUUGGCGCUGCGUUGGUAUCAGAUGAAACCACGGAGACGUAUAAGUGGGUGUUGAAUUGUUUUUUGGAGUGUAUGGAAAAUAAACGCCCAAAAGCUGUGGUGACAGAUGGAGAUGGGGCUAUGAGAGAGGCUAUAAAAGAGGUUUUCCCCGAUUCGACUCAUCGGUUAUGUGCCUGGCAUUUGAAUAAGAAUGCAGGUGAGAAUGUGAAGAAUUCAGGUUUUCUGAAGGGAUUUAAAAAAGCCAUGUUCUCAAAUUUUUCAAAGGAUGAUUUUGAAGAGUAUUGGUCAGAGAUGAUUAAAGAAAAUGGAGUUGAAGGACAUCCGUGGGUUAUCAAAACCUACGAGAACAAGUUACUAUGGGCAACUGCAUACCUGCGGGAUAAGUUUUUUGGACGUAUAAGAACUACGUCCCAAUGUGAAGCAAUCAAUGCAAUAAUAAAGAGUUAUGUCAGAAAGAAAGGAUGCAUCUUUGAAUUUAUGCAAAAUUUUGAGCAGGCUCUAAGAGGCUACAGAAACAAUGAACUUGUUGAAGAUUUUAAGUCAAAGUUUUCAGAACCUGUGUUGACAACUCAACUACGUUUGAUUGAGAGCAAUGCCGCUAAAAUCUAUACAGCGGAGAUUUUCAAAGAAGUGAAAGAAGAAAUUAUGAAGGCCGGUGAAUUGAUUGUUAAGCAUAAAAAGGAAAUUGGAGAUACAAAGUUUUAUACUUUGACUAAAUAUUGUCGGGAUGCGUAUGAAAGAACAGUUGUUUACGAUGGUGAUACAUUCCAAUGUUCGUGCAGGUUGUUUGAUUCUCGUGGACUUCCUUGUUCUCAUAUUUUUCAUGUGAUGAAGGAAGAACAUGUUGAUCACAUUCCUAGCACUUUGGUAUUGUCGCGAUGGACCAAGGAUGCUAAAAUUGAUUAUUUGAACAUGGUGGAUGUUAAUGAUCCAGUUGAUUCCGAUGUGAUUGAGCUUGCCCGUUUUGGUGCAUAUUGUUCUUGUUGA